AUGCGGCGCAUGUCCCUCCUCCUCCUGGCCGCGGCCGCCCUCCUCGCCGCCGCGGUGGUGGCAGUGCAUGCCGGGCCCCCGCCUCCUGUGAAGCUGUCGCCGGACUUCUACAGCCAGACGUGCCCACGGGCGGAGCGGAUCAUCGCGGAGGUGGUCCAGUCGAAGCAGAUGGCGAACCCGACCACCGCCGCGGGCGUGCUCCGCGUCUUCUUCCACGACUGCUUCGUCAGCGGCUGCGACGCCUCCGUGCUCAUCGCGCCCACGCACUACGCCAAGUCCGAGAAGGACGCGGACAUCAACCACUCCCUCCCCGGCGACGCCUUCGACGCCGUGGUGCGUUCCAAGCUGGCGCUGGAGCUGGAGUGCCCCGGCGUGGUCUCCUGCGCCGACAUCCUGGCCCUGGCCUCCCGCGUCCUGAUCACCAUGACCGGCGGCCCCAGGUACCCGGUCCCGCUGGGCCGCAAGGACUCGCUCUCCUCCAACCCCGCCGCCCCGGACGUGGAGCUCCCGCACUCCAACUUCACCGUCGGCCGCAUCAUCGAGCUCUUCCUCGCCAAGGGGUUCACGGUGCAGGAGAUGGUGGCGCUCUCCGGCGCGCACACGCUCGGCUUCUCCCACUGCCAGGAGUUCGCGUCCAGGAUCUACAACUACCGCGACAAGGGCGGCAAGCCGGCGCCGUUCGACCCCAGCAUGAACCCGACCUACGCCAAGGGGCUCCAGGCGGCGUGCCAGAACUACCAGAAGGACCCGACCAUCGCCGCCUUCAACGACAUCAUGACCCCCGGCAAGUUCGACAACAUGUACUACGUCAACAUCCAGCGCGGCCUCGGCCUGCUCAGCACCGACGAGGACAUGUGGUCCGACAUGCGCACCAAGCCCUUCGUGCAGCGCUACGCCGCCAACAACGCCGACUUCUUCGACGACUUCUCCAAAGCCAUGGAGAAGCUCAGCAUGUACGGCGUCAAGACCGGCGCCGACGGCGAGAUCAGGCGGCGCUGCGACGCAUUCAACAGCGGGCCCAUCACCCAGUGAUCGUGCUA
Lolium rigidum is the source of this 1040-nucleotide messenger RNA. Its product is annotated as peroxidase 31-like. Lineage: Eukaryota; Viridiplantae; Streptophyta; Magnoliopsida; Poales; Poaceae. Gene Ontology annotation, biological process: hydrogen peroxide catabolic process; response to oxidative stress. Gene Ontology annotation, molecular function: heme binding; peroxidase activity. The coding region runs from base 1 to 1032 and encodes 343 amino acids. The record is from RefSeq and is a predicted model, not a curated record. The transcript has a single exon.